This is a messenger RNA of Fusarium falciforme, 2712 nucleotides long. Its product is annotated as Chitin synthase. The transcript is spliced from 3 exons. The coding region runs from base 1 to 2712 and encodes 903 amino acids. The record is from RefSeq and is a predicted model, not a curated record. Gene Ontology annotation, cellular component: cell septum; cell periphery. Lineage: Eukaryota; Fungi; Ascomycota; Sordariomycetes; Hypocreales; Nectriaceae. Gene Ontology annotation, molecular function: chitin synthase activity.
AUGGCGUACAAUGGCCGUGAUCAGGAGUACGGGGGACACCCGAUGCAGGACAUGCCUGGUGGCAGCCAAUAUCACCUCCCCCCUCAGGAGAACGACGAGGAGCAGGGCCGUGGCCUCCUGAACUCUGGCUACGACCAAGAUCGACUCGGCGCUCGUACUCCACCCGACCGCCCCGUCUCAGCUUACAGUCUCACUGAAUCAUACGCCCCGGGAGCUUCGACAACUCCUCAGCCCGGUGCUGGAUAUGGCGAACACACCGGCAGCUUUGGCCAGUUUGGCGCCAACCUCGACCAGCCCGCCCCCUUUCCCCGACCCGACUCUGCCUUUGACCCCGAAGACAGCUGGGUUGAACGACAGCAGCAGCCCAUGAUUGGCAAGGGCGGUGGCCUGAAGCGCUUCAACACCCGAAAGGUCAAGCUCGUUCAGGGUUCCGUUCUCAGCAUCGACUAUCCGGUGCCCAGUGCCAUCAAGAACGCCGUCCAGGCUCGCUACCGCGAUGUCGAGGGUGGCAACGAGGAGUUCAUGAAGAUGCGAUACACAGCCGCUACCUGUGACCCUAACGACUUCACCCUGAAGAACGGUUACGAUUUGCGACCUCGCAUGUAUAACCGACACACUGAGUUGCUCAUUGCCAUUACCUACUACAACGAAGACAAGGUUCUGCUUGCCCGAACUCUGCAUCACACUAUGCAGAACAUUCGCGACAUUGUCAACCUUAAGAAGUCGACUUUCUGGAACAAGGGUGGCCCUGCCUGGCAAAAGAUUGUCGUGUGCUUGGUUUUCGACGGUAUCGAGAAGGCCGACAAGAACACCCUUGAUGUCCUCGCGACUGUGGGUAUUUACCAGGAUGGUGUGAUCAAGAAGGAUGUCGACGGCAAGGAGACCGUGGCUCACAUUUUCGAAUACACCUCCCAGCUUUCCGUCACCCCCAACCAGCAGCUCAUCCGGCCCACCGACGACGGCCCCAACACUCUGCCGCCCGUCCAGAUGAUUUUCUGCUUGAAGCAGAAGAACAGCAAGAAGAUCAACUCUCACCGUUGGCUCUUCAAUGCCUUUGGCCGUAUCCUGAACCCCGAAGUGUGUAUCCUGAUCGAUGCCGGUACCAAGCCUAGCCCUCGGUCUCUGCUGGCCCUCUGGGAGGGUUUCUACAACGACAAGGAUCUCGGUGGUGCUUGUGGUGAAAUUCACGCCAUGUUGGGUAAGGGCGGCAAGAAGCUGUUCAACCCCCUCGUUGCUGUCCAGAACUUCGAGUACAAGAUCUCCAACAUUCUCGACAAGCCUCUCGAGUCUGCAUUCGGUUACGUCAGUGUGUUGCCCGGUGCCUUCUCGGCGUACCGAUUCCGAGCUAUCAUGGGCCGUCCCCUGGAGCAGUACUUCCACGGUGAUCACACCCUGUCCAAGAUGCUUGGUAAGAAGGGUAUUGACGGCAUGAACAUUUUCAAGAAGAACAUGUUCUUGGCCGAAGAUCGUAUCCUGUGUUUCGAGCUGGUGGCCAAGGCUGGGCAGAAGUGGCAUCUGUCUUAUAUCAAGGCCGCCAAGGGUGAAACCGAUGUUCCUGAAGGUGCCGCCGAAUUCAUCUCACAGCGUCGACGAUGGCUGAACGGUUCGUUCGCCGCCACUCUGUACUCGCUGAUGCACUUCAGCCGCUUCUACAAGUCGGGCCACAACAUCAUCCGCAUGUUCUUCUUCCACAUCCAGCUCAUCUACAACUUCCUCAACACUCUCUUCUCCUGGUUCUCUCUCGGUUCUUACUGGCUUACGACGUCGGUCAUUAUGGAUCUCGUGGGUACACCCAAGGUGACCAGCGGAUCUCACGGCUGGCCUUUUGGUGAUACUGCUACCCCUCUGGUCAACGCUCUGCUUCAGUGGACAUACCUUGGCUUCGUCAUCCUCCAGUUCAUUCUGGCUCUGGGUAACCGUCCCAAGGGUUCCAAGUUCACCUACAUUGCUUCGUUCAUGGUCUUUGCUCUCAUUCAGGGUUACAUCCUGGUUCUCUCAGCCUACCUGGUUGUUCGCGCCUUCGACAAGCCCAUUGGACAGCAGAUCUCGUUCGCUUCCGGCCAAGAAUUCCUCAACAGUUUCUUCGGCGGCGACAGCGCGGGUGGUGUCAUUCUCGUUGCCCUGAUCACUAUUUAUGGUCUCAACUUUGUGGCCUCCUUCAUGUACCUGGACCCCUGGCACAUGUUCCACUCCUUCCCCUACUACCUGGUUCUCAUGUCCACCUACAUCAACAUUCUCAUGGUCUACGCCUUCAACAACUGGCACGAUGUUUCUUGGGGUACCAAGGGUUCCGACAAGGCCGAGGCUCUUCCCUCUGCCCACGUCACCAAGGGCGACAAGAACGAGGCCGUUGUCGAGGAAAUCGAGCUGGAGCAGGAGGAUAUCGACAGCCAGUUCGAGCAGACUGUCCGCCGAGCCCUUGCUCCCUUCAAGGAGGAGGAGGAGAUCGAGAAGGCCGAUGUCGAGGAUGGUUAUAAGUCAUUCCGUACCGGUCUUGUCGUCACCUGGCUGUUUGGCAACAUCUUCCUCAUUCUCUGCAUUACCAGCGAUAACUUCGAUGGUCUUGGUCUUGGUGAGGAUGCCACUGCCCGAAAAGCCCACUACUUCCAGUUCCUUCUGUGGGCCACUGCCGUGCUCUCUAUCGUUCGUUUCAUCGGCUUCCUGUGGUUCCUGGGUAAGACCGGCCUCAUGUGCUGCUUCUCGAGACGGUGA